AUGGCAUCACAAUAUUCAGAUCAUUCAUCAGGCUAUAAUAAAUCAUUUAAAAGCAAUCGAAUCAAGCCACAACAAUCAUUUUAUAAUACGUAUUCUGAAAUAAGUGAUGCAGUUCAAAGUGCACCAUCGAUAAAAUCGACAAAAAGACUUAUUCAACAAGCAGAAAUGUAUGAAUUAAAACAACCAGCAACAGAUACAAUCUAUCCUUAUAAUCCAAAUCAAUCAUAUGAUUCACAAGAUAAGUAUACUGAAGAUGUUCAUUCUGAUGGUGAUCUUGAAAGAAAUGAGAAAUCGACCUCAUGUUGUUGGAAACCGUUGUGUCUAGGUUUAACACGCUGUAGUGGUGGAAUUCUAUUUGGAACAAUGAUAGUAGUCGGUUUAGCAGCAAUAGGUGGUCUUAUUGCUUCAACUGUUUUAUAUGUUCUACAUCCACAGAGUGAUUCACAAUGGAAAGUAUUAGGUAUAAUUGUUUGUUCUGUAAUGUUAAUAACAAUACUUAUAACAUUAUGUGUAUUUUGUUAUUGUUCCAAAAAUGGUGACAUUACUAGUGAUAACAAUACAGCGAGUGUAGCAACACCAGAAUAUAAUCAAGAAAAUAAUUUCAGAAAAAUAAAUAAUUAUAAUCGAUCAAAAAAUAUAUCACCAUCACCAUAUGGAAUGAUGCAAAAUACGCCACCAUUAUCGACUAAUCAAGAUGUUAUUCAAGUUAAAGAUAAACAAACAAAUACUGAAAAAACAAUCUCUCCCUUACGACCUAGAGAUUUUCAACGCGGAGUUUGGCCAGCAAUGAAUGCAUAUGGAGGUUUAUCUUCUCGUCCAUUAGAAAAACCAAAAAUGGUUAAUCAUUCUAUACAAACAAUUUCAAAUGAAACUCACCAAACAAUGUUACAACACCAGGUUGAUGUGAUCAAUGUUGCAUCGAGAAAGAUUAUUCGAAUCCCAGAUACUCAUCAUCAAUAUGAUGAAGAAGAAGAUCCAAAUAGUUUUAUUGAACAAAACUCACAAAUUGGCAAUGUCGAAAAAAUUAUUGAAAAACCAAAAGAACGAUCAAAAGAAGACGAUGAAGAAGUUGUUGAAUUAGCAAGAACAGGUGAAGAAAAAAUUGGCAAGGAAAGAAAGAAGAAAAGACAUCAUAAUGUUUCUAUUAAACGUAUAAAAGCAUCUGAAAAACCAAAUGUUGUCUAA
Molecule: messenger RNA, 1185 nt
Organism: Rotaria sp. Silwood1
Lineage: Eukaryota; Metazoa; Rotifera; Eurotatoria; Philodinida; Philodinidae
Source: the annotation of a GenBank genome assembly